CCCCGAAGCUCUGGGUCCCGGGAUUAGCCGCCAGCGUGCUGGGCUCCGGCACAGAGCAGGGCAGGCCGGGAGCGGAGCCCGGGGCGAUGCGCGGGGCGGGAGCUGCUCCCAGGGGCAUCGCCUGGGCGGCUGAGGGGCCAGCAUGUGGGAGCAGGUGCGCAGAGCUCUGCUGAACUCGCUGUCCACGACCUCCCAGCGCGUCUGGAAGUGGGUUCGGGCUUUCUGGCAGAAAAAUGGCCUCUUGACGCUGUCGAUGCUGUCGGUUGCCACCGGCUGCCUCCUGGGGUUCCUGCUGCGGGCGCUGGAGCUGACAGAGCUGGAGAAGCAGUAUUUCUCCUUUCCUGGAGAGCUCCUCAUGAGGAUGUUGAAGAUGCUGAUCCUGCCCUUGAUCACCUCCAGCCUCAUGUCCGGACUGGCCACCAUGGACUCCAAGGCCUGCGGGAAGAUGGGGGUGAUCACCAUCACCUACUACCUUUGGACAACCUUCAUGGCGGUGACGGUCGGGAUCAUCCUCGUGGUCAGCAUCCACCCCGGCGCGGCUGCACAGAAGGACAACUAUUCUGUAGGCAAAGUGGUGCUGAGCUCCGCCGACGCGCUGCUGGAUUUAAUCAGAAACAUGUUUCCUUCCAAUCUCAUCGAAGCUUCGUUCCAGCAGUACCGAACCGUUCUCGUCCCAGUGGUGAAGUCUCCCGGUUUUCCAAAAAUCCCAGGGAAAUCUCUCAGUUUCAUUUACUUUGCACCGGACGAUGAAAACCCUGAAAUUCACCGGCCUGUGUUCCUCGAGCUGACCCCAUCUCCUGAGAUGACCUACAGGACCCUGCCCGGGACCAGCAACGAGAUGAACGUCUUGGGAAUCGUCAUCUUCUCAGCAACUAUAGGACUUCUCCUGGGAAAAAUGGGCGAGCGAGGAGCCCCGCUGGUUAACGUGUGCCAGUGCCUCAACGAAGCCGUGAUGAAAAUUGUCUCCAUGGCAGUUUGGUACUUCCCCUUCGGCAUUGUUUUCCUCAUCGCUGGGAAGAUCCUGGAGAUGGAAGAUCCAUCGGUGAUAGGGCAGAAGUUGGGACUUUAUGCCAUCACAGUGGUGUCGGGGCUUGUCAUCCAUGGACUCAUCCUCUUGCCGCUGCUUUUUGUGCUCAUCACCAGGAAAAACCCCUAUGCUUUCAUCCAGGGGAUACUGCAAGCCUUGCUCAUCGCCUUGGCUACGUCUUCCAGCUCAGCCACCUUGCCCAUCACGCUCAAGUGUCUCCUGGAGAACAACGGCAUCGACCGGCGCGUGGCGCGAUUCGUCCUCCCCGUGGGCGCCACCAUCAACAUGGACGGCACCGCGCUGUACGAGGCGGUCGCUGCAAUCUUUAUUGCCCAGGUCAAUGAAUUCGAAUUGGAUUUGGGACAAAUUAUAACCAUAAGCAUAACAGCAACAGCAGCGAGCAUCGGGGCGGCCGGGAUCCCCCAGUCCGGGCUGGUGACCAUGGUCAUCGUGCUGACUUCUGUGGGGCUGCCGACCGACGAUAUCACACUGAUCAUCGCCGUGGACUGGGCUCUGGAUCGGUUUCGAACCAUGACCAAUGUCCUCGGUGACGCUCUGGCUGCCGGCAUCAUCGCACACGUCUGCGAGAAAGACUUCGCCCCCAAGCCCCCCACGCAAGACCCUGCAAGCAACACGGAGAAGUUUCCUCCUGUAGAGGCCUCACACCUGCACCCCAAAGACCACGUCAUUGAGAUGAUCGAAGAAACAUUGUUGGAUCAGACGGGGGUUCACUACAACAUCUGUCAGGUGUAGGUCACAGCGUUCCUGCUCCCGGGAGCGGGGUCCUGGUGCUAAACACUGACAUGCUGAAUGUCACACGUGGAUGGUCUGCGGGGUCAAGGCCUUACCUGGCACACAGUGGGAGAAUCCUCUUGGUCCUCUGAGGACGCGGGACUGCAGCUCCGGGACACGGCCGGACCGGCGCCCCGACCGCAGCAGCCGCCGGCGCCUCGGGGUUUUCCACCUCGCUGCUCUUCAAGCCCGGCUCUUUUGGAAGCUUAGAGGCUGCUAGAAAACUGGAACCGUACCAGACGAGAAAGCAAGAAAUAUCAGACAAAGUCAGACACCUUAGGUCAGCUGCCCUUACCUGCUGGCCAGGCUGCACUUGAUAAGGUUUUAUUUUCUUUAUUAUAGAGUGUUUUGUUUUUUUUUUUUUAAAUUACUAGGUUCUCAUCUAAAAGCUCAGAUUAAGUGAAUUUUGGUCCAUAGCUCAAAACCCAAGUUGGACAUAACCGGAUUUUCCAGCCGUCACCCACACAGGGCAGCCGGCUGGAGCGUCCCCCGCGCUGCCAGCGAGGCUGAUGUGAACGGGGCCGCAGGGACCAGCUGCUCACGGGUUUUACUCCAACUAACUGACCAGGCCAAGUCGCAACUGCAUUGAUUUUCCCAGCGGAGGAUCAGUCCCUAAGUCCAAAUUCCAAUUACAGCCUUAAAAUCCAGGCUUCCCAGGGCAGCCCUCUCCACAAAAGCCUUUUAUACCAAUGAUUCAUGUCGCUGAAUUCAUUUCUCUCUCCAAAUGCCAUCUCACCACCUUCCCCCCUCUUGCUUUGUCUUUGCGCCCACAGCGUUAAGUCAUGGAAGCAGCUUAAGCUCCUGCUAACAUCACCGUUCUUCAGUUGCACAUUCAGAAAAAACUCCUGUGCAUAAUCUUUCAUGUUGGAGUCGGGUGUUUUAAAAUAUUUUCUAAUGUAGAAGAAAAUAUUAAUUGCACUUUUGCCAAAUGAACAGCAGAAGUUAUUAAACAUCAUGAACCAG
Columba livia (rock pigeon) is the source of this 2782-nucleotide messenger RNA. Its product is annotated as excitatory amino acid transporter 5-like. Gene Ontology annotation, molecular function: neutral L-amino acid transmembrane transporter activity; glutamate:sodium symporter activity; L-glutamate transmembrane transporter activity. The record is from RefSeq and is a predicted model, not a curated record. Lineage: Eukaryota; Metazoa; Chordata; Aves; Columbiformes; Columbidae. Bases 143 to 1780 code for a protein of 545 amino acids. Gene Ontology annotation, cellular component: plasma membrane. Gene Ontology annotation, biological process: L-glutamate transmembrane transport. The transcript is spliced from 11 exons.